Molecule: messenger RNA, 2199 nt
Organism: Nomia melanderi (Alkali bee)
Lineage: Eukaryota; Metazoa; Arthropoda; Insecta; Hymenoptera; Halictidae
Gene: pll
Product: serine/threonine-protein kinase pelle
Biological process (GO): protein phosphorylation
Cellular component (GO): plasma membrane
Molecular function (GO): ATP binding; protein kinase activity
Source: RefSeq, a predicted model, not a curated record
UUAGAUUCGGCAUUUAAUCCCUAGAGGGCACACAUAUUUGUCAUAUACAAUCAUUUUAAUAUGAAUGAAAGAAAAACUUUUUGAUAUGUAGACAUUUUUAUUUACAACAAUAUUUUGAUUUACUUUAUUAAUUCUAGUGUUUCUAUUUUGUCACAUUGUUAAAUAAUUGCUGCAUCAUACAUAUCGUACCAACCUUACUGGUAAAUUUUGUAAUCCUUUGCUUGGCAAUUCUUGACGUGAAUAGAUGGUGCUGUACUUCGAAAGGAAAAUUUGUUUUGUAUAAUAUGAGUCAUUAUAAUAAUUCUUUUUAUAAUUACUACAACUGCAAUUUUUAUAGAUAAACAAUCCUGUUAUGCAGUAUGACUUCGUCAAGUUCUACAGAUAAAAUUAAGUAUAUUUAUCAAUUACCGUUUUUCGAACGGUCAGAACUUUGUAAAAUACUUAAUCAGAAUGACAAAUGGGAAGAGUUAGCUGGAAUUUGGAUGGAAUAUGAUGUGUUGACAAUACAAAGUUUGCGAAAAGAGAAAAAUCCAACAGAUGAAUUAUUAACGAUGUGGGGUCAUCAUAAUCAUACAAUAUUGGAAUUGUUUGUUUUAUUAUCCAGAAUGCAGCAUUAUCAAUCUAUGAUUCCAUUAAAACCAUUUGUUGAAGAAAAGUUUCAUAAAUUACUUUAUUAUGGAGAAGGUAAUCUUCAAAGGAUACUUGGAAGACGACUCAAUAAAAAUACUAAAGAGUUGAAAAUAGAUACCAAGAAUUUUAAUCAAGUUGAACCACCAGAGCCAAAUGUACCUAAAAUUCUUGUCGAAGAAAAUACUAAGGAAGCAUCUCAUAAAAUAUUAAACCAACCAAUGCAAGCUAUACAGAUUGGAAUUACUCCAAGUAAUUCUAAUAAUUUACUUGUUGCUUCCGUGGCAGCUCCUUAUCCUUUACCAGGUACUUUACAGCGUAGCCCAAUAAAUGGAAGAAAUAACAACGAUGUGAUACUUCCACGUGCAGAGGCAACUCUACCGCAUGUGUCAUAUGAUGAAUUGUCUAUAGCGACAAAUGAAUGGAAUAAACAUAAUAUAUUAGGGAAAGGAGGUUUUGGAACCGUGUAUAGAGGUUCUUGGAAAAAUACAGAUGUAGCUAUUAAGAAAAUCGAAAAAAGAGGAGUUGAUUCAGAUGAAAGUUAUGUGCUUCAACUUCAGCAGUCGCUUCGAGAAAUCAAAAUUUUAAAUUCUUGUCCACAUGAAAAUAUUUUAUCUCUGUAUGCAUAUAGUUUGGAUAGUAGAGCACCGUGCCUUGUAUAUCAGCUUAUGAAAAAUGGAUCUUUAGAAGAUAGAUUGUUAGUGAAACAUAAAAGUCAACCGUUAACUUGGAUGCAGCGUCAUGAAAUUGCUAAAGGAACUGCUCGUGGUUUACAGUAUUUGCAUACAAUUGGUGAGAAGCCUUUGAUACAUGGUGAUAUAAAAAGUGCUAAUAUUUUACUUGAUAAAAAUUUUGAACCAAGAAUUGGUGACUUUGGUUUAGCAAGAGAAGGACCUGAGAAAGCUUCAAUGAAAGUGAGUAAAAUUCAUGGAACAAGGCCAUAUCUUCCUGAAGAAUUUUUACAUGGACGAAAAUUAUCUACAAAGGUGGAUACUUAUAGUUAUGGUAUAGUUUUAUUUGAAUUAUCUACCGGCUUGUUAGCAUAUGAUGAUUCCAGAUUGGAAAAUAAAUUUUUAAAAGACUUUAUUAGCAGUUGGAAUGAUAAUGAUCUUUACUUAUUAAUAGAUAAUAAAGCAGGUGAGAAAGAUAAGCAGGUAUAUAAUAAUUUAAUGGUUUUGGGGAAAUGGUGUACUAAUCAUAUGGCACAAAAUAGGCCUGAAAUGGAUUAUGUUUUUAAAAAAUUGAAUGAUUUAUAAUUGUAUAAUGUUAUGACCUUAAUUACAAAUUGCAUAAUAAUAUUAUAUUUUAUGAUAAGUGCAUUUAAGAAAUUGUAUAUAGCUAAUAUUUAGUUAAUAUGUAGAACUUUUAUAAUAUUGUUUUUGGAAUUGUAAUGUGCAUUUUGCAGUUAUCUAGUUAUAUAUAUUUUUAUGUAACAAAUUAUUGCUGAUUCCUAUGGAAUUUUUCUUUCCAUACUUGUGAAUUUGCAUGGCUCAUGGUAGUUAACAAUAGAUUUUUUUUUAAAGCUAAGCAUUAUUUGCACUUCGUUAGUUUUUAUUUUAUAUUUGAUUCACU